CCGCAUGCAUUUGCGUGAACCUGAGCGUUCGCCUCCCUCUGUCUUCGCCCCCUCUUCCCUUUCACCCCUUCUUCGCGGACGUCGCACCUUGUGCUCGCCGCACCCAGACCGGCCACCUGAGCCUGGGUGUGGGGCAGAACAGCCGGGAGCUUCCAAGCCGGGGAAGGCGCGUUAGAUGAGGGGCUUUUUGUUUUUGUUUUCCCGCUGAGGAAGCAGAAAGUCCCUUUCAAAUCAUUCUAGACCGCCAAGUAAAACUGUAAAACCUAUACUCUUUUCCUUCCCUUCAACCCAUUACUAUCAAAAAGAAUAAAUCCCCCCCCCACCAAUACUCGUUGAUUAGGAGCCAGAGCAGCUGCAGCAUAGGUGGGCCUGAAGGGCAAGUUCAGGACAUUCCCGGAGCCCAACUGGGAAAUCAGUCUAGGAGGAAGGGCAUUGUUCAUUCAUUUAUGCUUCCAGCAAACAUUUGUUUGUCUGCACGGGCCCUGCGUUGGGGAUACCAAGUCAACAGCUGCUGGAGCGUGAGCCUUACCCCGGGUUCCCUUUCCCAGCACCUGCCCCUCCUCCCGAGUGCUGGUAGCUCCUCCUCCUCGCACCUGCCCGAAGAUCUCAGGACAGAGGGCAAUGCCAGGAAGCUGGUGAAGGCUUUCUUCUCCUCCUCCACCAUGGUCGACGGUGUUAAGUAUGAAGCGGCCUCCCAGCAUGAGAGGGAUGCCUCCCCUUUGGCCGAUAAAGCCAGCCCCAGGUCGGAGCAGGUAAAACUGAAGAAGGAGAUCUCGCUGCUGAACGGCGUGUGCCUGAUUGUGGGGAACAUGAUUGGCUCGGGCAUCUUUGUCUCCCCCAAAGGCGUGCUCAUAUACAGCGCCUCCUUUGGCCUCUCCCUGGUCAUCUGGGCUGUCGGGGGCCUCUUCUCCGUCUUUGGGGCCCUUUGUUAUGCGGAAUUGGGCACCACCAUUAAGAAAUCUGGGGCCAGCUACGCCUACAUCCUCGAGGCCUUCGGGGGACUCCUUGCCUUCAUCCGACUCUGGACCUCCCUCCUCAUCAUCGAGCCCACCAGCCAGGCCAUCAUUGCCAUCACCUUUGCCAACUACAUGGUGCAGCCCAUCUUCCCGAACUGCUUAGCCCCCUACGCUGCUGGCCGCCUGCUGGCUGCUGCCUGCAUCUGUCUCUUAACCUUCAUUAACUGUGCCUACGUCAAGUGGGGAACCCUCGUACAAGAUGUUUUCACCUAUGCAAAAGUAUUGGCGCUGAUCGCUGUCAUCAUCGCAGGCGUUGUUAGACUUGGCCAGGGAGCCUCGACUCACUUUGAAAAUUCCUUUGAGGGUUCAUCAUUUUCAAUGGGCAACAUUGCUCUGGCACUGUACUCGGCUCUGUUCUCCUACUCGGGCUGGGAUACCCUCAAUUAUGUCACCGAAGAGAUCAAGAAUCCUGAGAGGAAUCUGCCCCUCUCCAUUGGCAUUUCCAUGCCCAUUGUCACCAUCAUCUACAUCUUAACCAAUGUGGCCUAUUACACCGUGCUCGACAUGAGAGACAUCCUGGCCAGCGAUGCUGUUGCUGUGACAUUUGCAGACCAGAUUUUUGGAAUGUUCAACUGGACCAUUCCAGUGGCGGUUGCAUUAUCCUGCUUUGGUGGCCUCAAUGCCUCCAUUGUGGCUGCGUCUAGGCUUUUCUUUGUGGGCUCAAGAGAAGGCCACCUCCCUGAUGCCAUCUGCAUGAUUCAUGUUGAGCGGUUCACACCAGUGCCGGCUCUGCUCUUCAAUGGUCUCAUGGCGCUGAUCUACCUGAGUGUGGAGGACAUCUUCCAGCUCAUUAACUACUACAGCUUCAGCUACUGGUUCUUCGUGGGACUCUCUAUCGUGGGUCAGCUUUAUCUGCGCUGGAAGGAGCCUGAUAGGCCUCGUCCUCUCAAGGUAGGACCUCUCCACCUCACCUCUGCUGCACCCACUCCAGGGGAUUCUUACCUUUAUUCAGAAACCUUUGCCCGGAACUUGAGGGUGGUUCCGAGUCGAGAGAAAGGGGAUGACAAGAACACUCAGUGCUCUGUUCACAGGAGGUGGGGUUGUCCUGGCUGUCCACCCUGAGCCGUCUAACCUCCACUUGUUUCUUCU
Molecule: messenger RNA, 2105 nt
Organism: Kogia breviceps (pygmy sperm whale)
Lineage: Eukaryota; Metazoa; Chordata; Mammalia; Artiodactyla; Physeteridae
Source: RefSeq, a predicted model, not a curated record